Molecule: messenger RNA, 1657 nt
Organism: Lolium perenne
Lineage: Eukaryota; Viridiplantae; Streptophyta; Magnoliopsida; Poales; Poaceae
Product: putative F-box protein At3g10240
Molecular function (GO): protein binding
Source: RefSeq, a predicted model, not a curated record
CUGCUUUAGCUACAGCCAGCACCCUCGGCGCAAAACCGCCGCCGCCCCUCUUCCACUCUCUUCACCGGAGACCCAAUCUCCGGCCCGGCCGCCGCUUCCCGCAACAUCGAGCUCCCCGUGUCGCUGACCCUCUUCCUCCACGGCACCGCUCGUGCUUGCGGCUUCGCCGAAGACCGGAGCCCCCAGCAGGAGAUAAGGGUUUGCUGUGGAAAGUGGAGAGAUUUGGAACACGGGCAGCCAUGUCGUUAACUGAUGAUCUGGUGGUGGAGAUUUUGUCUCGGCUGCCACUGAAGUCCUUUUGCCGCUUCAAAUGUGUCUGCAAGUCUUGGCUUACGUUAUCAUCUGAUCCACACCACCGCCAGAAGUUUCCAAGAAGUCCUGUUGGUAUACUCUACCAAAUACCUGAGGAUGGCACUGGCAUCCAUCUCGCUGAACUUCCCUCAAGUGACAAAGAAAUUGACACGACACUCAGCUUUGUGCCAUGUUAUGAGUACCUAGAACUUAUGAGUUGCAGCAAUGGCCUACUUCUUUGUUAUCAUGGUGGUAUUACAACAUAUCUUGCCGACAUAUCCCACGUUAUUGUGUGCAAUCCAGCAACUGAAGAGUGGAUGUCACUUCCAAAUACUCAACCUGGACCGGCAGACUCUGAGUAUGACCUCAUGUUAUGCUUUGAUCCAUCAUGGUCCCAACACUUCAUUGUCUUCACCUUUCAGUCAGUUUCUUCCCUAUAUGGUGAAUACUCCACUGAAGUUAAGAUAUUUUUCUCGAAGGAUUCCACAUGGCAUGGUUGUCACUGGGAAAGGGACUCUGGAUUUUAUAGUACCGAGCGCUUCCUAAACGGAGUGUUGUAUGUGAGCCAUGUAUGUGAGCAUAUCCUGCUGGCAAUCGAUGCACCUGACACAGGUACACAUUGGCUCAAUCAGAGGAUCAUUCACCUGCCAGGAUUUCCAAAUGGGCCAGACAUGUUUGAUUGUUGUGAUGGGUGUUUGUGCGUGUCAUCGGGGGUCUUAUGCUACGCACAACAGGAACUGCACGGCUGUAAGAUGCGGAUUUGGAGUUUGGAAGGCCCUGACAGGUGGGUGGUGAAGCAUCGCCUAAGCAUGAACGGCGUAUUCGGGAGGGACUUGUCGCUCUGCAGUAACCGUGAAGGAUUUUUGUGCUUUGAUUUUGACAUCCAGGCUUUUGACUUGGAGAGGGAUCUGGUUAUCCUUGUUGACAAAGUUACUGACAAGAUAAUCUCAUUCAGCAUCAGUACCGGAAAAGCCUCAGAGAUGAUGAAGAUUCCAAGGUUCGGUGAGCUGUAUCGACGUAUAUUCUAUGUGCCGUACUACUGCAAGUUUCCAGCUUUAAUUAGGGGUUGAAGGGGCUCAAGAUGUGAAGUUUAUACUAUGUAUAUUAUGCUACUGUGGAUGCUAUACUUUCUAAGCAUCUUCUCUGCAUUAGCUGGACCAAAUAUCUAGAUUGUUCGCUUUGUGUGCCAUUUGUCUGGAAGGUACUGUAGCUGCCUUUUCUGCCUGUCAACUCUGAUCAAAUCUAUGCUUGAUUAAUAUGGGGAAAAACUUAACUGCAGAUUGAUUAACAUUGUUGCCUUGAUGUUAUUAACAUGUGCGGAGACAUGAAUAAAUACUCUGGCCACAUGGGUGGAAUUGCUUGCUCA